AUGUGGUAUAAAUCUUACACCGAUGAAUGCAGCAUAAAUCAUACUGGAAGCUCUGGUAAAAGGGAAAUAAAUCACACAAAUAUUUGCAAGGUGGCAAAGGUGAUUGUGACAAAAAAAAUCAAGGGGAUUUUAGGUGCUAAGUCAUACGAAGAAACUUUAGAAUCAAAAAACAGUGUUAAUCCGGAUUUAAUAUCUGGGAAGAAAAUUGGUGUUUACGUUGGUGUCUGUCAUUCUGAAUCUGAAAAGUCUAAUAUCUAUUGUCCUAGAGUUAAGACCGGUCUUGGUAUAACAGGGGUUUUAAGCACAUGUCCCAAUGGCAAAACAAAAUCCUUUGAUACAAAUGCUGAUGGAUGCGCAAAAUCUGAAGCUAUCAAUGUAGUUUUCCUUCAAAAAGCAAAAGAUGCUUUGAGAAUUUAUGCAGAGAUUGUUAAAGUUAAAUGUGAAUUUACCGAUUUAUGUUUAGAUGAAACGGGACCUAUAUAUGGUUUCUACCGUAGACCCGAAAACAUGUCUAAUUUUUUAAAAAGAUUUUAUGAUGAAGUAAAUGUUUCCCCUAAAGCGGUGGAAUAUCUUGAAGCUGUUGGUUCAGCUAUUCCUGAAGCUGAUAAAUCCGAGUUAGAAGCUAUAAGCGAAAUUUUUUGCAAGGAUAGAAUCAAUCCACUCUUGGUCGGAAGUGUGAUGUCUAACAUUGGAUAUACUGCAGCAGCUUCGGGGUUGUCAGCUCUUACAAAGGUUAUCCUGGGCUAUGAAACCGGUAAAAUCGCCGCCAAUCUUCAUUGUGAUUCACCUCGACAAGACGUACCGGCUUUAAGGGAAGGAAAAAUUCGCCUUGUUACUGAUCAUACAGAUUUCGGCCGCUCCUAUACAGCUAUUAACGGGCUUUCAAUUACUGGUGUCAAUACACAUGUUCUCUUAAAUGGAUGCUAUAAGCCAAAG
Messenger RNA from Brenthis ino (lesser marbled fritillary), 936 nucleotides. The record is from the annotation of a GenBank genome assembly. Lineage: Eukaryota; Metazoa; Arthropoda; Insecta; Lepidoptera; Nymphalidae.